AUGCAAGAGACUAAGGCUCAUCUGAUUAGAAAGUUUAGCAUAAAGGACAUUGGUAGAGUCAAGUAUUUUCUUGAGAUUGAAGUAGCAUGUUUAACACAUGGCAUUGUUUUGACUCAGCGAAAGUAUAAUCUGGACAUUCUAAAAGAUGCACGAAUGGAGAAUUGCAGACCGAGUGAGUUUCCAAUAGAGCAACAUUGUAAGUUACAAGAAGAUGAAAGUGAGCCAUAUGUAGAACCAAUGAGAUAUAGAAGGAUGCUGGGAAAACGUUACCUAGUAAAAGUUGGUGAUUCGCCAAUAUCUUGGAGGUCAAAGAAGCAAAGUGUAGUUGCUAGGUCAUCAACAGAAGCUGAGUAUCGAGCAAUAGCUUCAACAGUAAGUGAGCUAAUAUGGUUAAGGUGGUUGAUGAAGGAGUUACAAGCACCACAAGCCAAAGCCACUCCACUUUACUGUGACAACCAAGCAACUCUCCAUAUAGCCAUGAAUCCAGUCUUUAACAAGCAAACGAAGCAUGUGGAGAUGGAUUGUUACUUUGUGAGAGAAAGAGUUCAAACAGGAGAAAUAGAGCCAUGA
Messenger RNA from Prosopis cineraria, 570 nucleotides. RefSeq lists its product as uncharacterized. The coding region runs from base 1 to 570 and encodes 189 amino acids. Lineage: Eukaryota; Viridiplantae; Streptophyta; Magnoliopsida; Fabales; Fabaceae. The record is from RefSeq and is a predicted model, not a curated record. The transcript is spliced from 2 exons.